AUGUGCCUUUCAAAAUUAACUUCUACAUGUACGUUUAUUCUACUUAUAGGAGUUGCUAUAUUAGUAGUAAUUUCAAUUGCAUUAAAUGCUGCUAUUUUGAGUGUAAUUAAUAAACGAUUUGAUGAACUUAAACCUGAGAAUGGUCAAACGACAAGUAAAACUACAGUUUCAUCAUCACCAACAAUGACAAGCACGACUCGACCAUCAAUUUAUUUUAAUUUGGCUGAUUCAAUUCGUAUUGAAGAUUUAAUGAAUCAUCUUAAUGAGUUACAACGUAUUGCUGAUAAUGCAGGAAAUACUCGUGCUAUUGGAACUCGUGGAUUUACAGAAACAGUUAAUUAUAUCCAUAAUUAUCUACGUAAUAAUGCUCCUACUUUAAAUGUUUUUCGAGAAUCAUUACCGAUACAAAAUUUUACAAUUAAAGGAAAUCCAAUAUUGAUUUCAACUAUCAAUAAUACUAAUAAAACAUUUAGUUAUUCAACUAAUUUAGCAAGAUCUGAUUUUACAUAUGUCAAUUAUUCAGCUCAAAUUACUUUAACAAAAUUUAAUUUAAUAGUCGUUCCUAAUUAUGGAUGUGAUGAAUUCGAUUGGCAAAAUGUAGCAGGUCGAGCAGCAUUAGUAGUAGUAGGAGGUGCAUGUACUAAUGCUGAAAAAGGUGAGUUAGCCAAUAAAUAUAAUGCAUCGGCUUUGUUGUAUUACAAUAAUGGCUUGACAACUACGAAUCUUGCACCUGUUAUUAUACGUCUUCGUCAAACAAAUAAAUUACCAGCACUCUAUCUUUCUUAUGUUGCUGGACAAGAAUUAGUCAAUGCAGCUAAUUUAAAUAAUGUGAGUAUUUGGCUUCGGAUUGAACGUGAAAAUUAUACAUCAUUCAUCGUUGAAAAUAUCUGUGCUGAUACAAGAGAAGGCAAUAUUAAUGAAACUAUUGUUGUGGGUGGUCAUAGCGAUAGUGUACCUGCUGGACCAGGAAUUAACGAUAAUGGUAGCGGAACAAUGGCUAUUCUGGUUUUGGCGACGAAUUUGGCUCGUCUCUAUCAAUCUGGAAAUUAUGCUAAAUAUAGAUAUCGUGUUCGAUUCUGUUGGUGGGCUGCUGAAGAAAUUGGACUUGUUGGAUCAGUUUAUCAUGCUCAACAAGCUCAAACUUCAUCUGCUACUCCUGGCAAUCGUCUUCAAGAUUAUCUAAUUAAUCUUAAUUAUGAUAUGCUUGGAUCACCUAAUUAUAUUUUGGGUAUCUAUAAUGGUAGUUCAGCAAAGCCAGGUACUCCAUCAUGGGCAAUCAAUGGAAGUGUUCGAAUUUCUGAUGUAUUUCGUAGUUGGUUUAUUGAAAAAAAUUUACCUUGGGAUUUUACUGAUUUUAGUGGUCGAAGUGAUUAUGGUCCAUUUUUAGCAGCUGGCAUAGUUGCAAAUGGACUUUUUUCCGGUGCCGACGAGACUAAAACAGCUGAACAACGUAAUAGAUAUGAAGAAAAACUUGGUCAAGGUCAAGGUGGUUUAGCAGGUGCAAUUCUUGAUCCUUGUUAUCAUAGAGUAUGUGAUACAACUGAUAAUAUAAAUCAAUUGGGUUAUGAAAAGAUGGUUCAAGCAGCAGCAUAUAUGCUCGAAUAUUUAGGUCAAAAAGAUGAUUUACCAACAUGGUUAUAUCCAGCAGGACGACCAAAACCUCGAUUACCAGACGAUUAUUUUCCUAAUAGUGAUUAUUUUCGAGAUAUUGAUAUUUAG
Messenger RNA from Rotaria sordida, 1719 nucleotides. The record is from the annotation of a GenBank genome assembly. NCBI's taxonomy places the organism in Eukaryota, Metazoa, Rotifera, Eurotatoria, Philodinida, Philodinidae.